AUGGCAACUCGCAGAACACAACUCCCUAACCUGCCCAAAGAAGUUCUCGAUCAGAUCUCAAGCAACCUCGGUUACGCAUCAUGUCUUGCUCUCACUCUUACCUGUCGAGAGCUCUAUGCUAAAGUCAACCUCCCUACGCGACCUAUCAGCGAUAUAUAUUGCCAUUCUAAAAAACCAUACGCCAUGACAGACCUCCUCGAGAUAAAGAUGUGGCCAGUGUAUAAUGGAGCUGCUUUUGACGACGAUCACUUGAAACAGGCAACUCCCAAUCGUGACUUCUUCGCCUGUUACAUUUGUCUCAGACUGCGCUCGGCAUCCGAAUUCUCCAACGCCAUGAUGAAGGGUAAACGCGGAAAACUAGGCUAUAGCAUCGUCUCCGAGAGGUCCAAGCGCUUUUGCAUGUCGUGCGGCGUACUUUAUAGCUUGUAUCAGCCGGGAAAACCUUUCCAGUUUGGGGGUAGCUUGCUCGGAACGGCGUGGGUUUGCAGGGGCUGUCAUGGAUUAAAAACUUUGACCCUGUGGGACAUGGGCUCUUCUUCAGAUGGGACAUGCCCGGAUUGCGGCGAAAAACCUCCCUACCUUCUAGAAACAAGUACUUGA
This is a messenger RNA of Coccidioides immitis RS, 600 nucleotides long. RefSeq lists its product as uncharacterized. The record is from RefSeq and is a predicted model, not a curated record. The transcript has a single exon. NCBI's taxonomy places the organism in Eukaryota, Fungi, Ascomycota, Eurotiomycetes, Onygenales, Onygenaceae. Bases 1 to 600 code for a protein of 199 amino acids.